CUCUGAGCUCGUAGACUCCAGCCCGGUUCACCACUGUUCAUGCCCUGAGCUGGCACUUCGUGAACAGUUCGUGUCCCUCAAAGCAACUGGGGGAGUGCUGGGAACAUUUUACGAGCUCAGAAAUUGGUGAAGGGGAGCAAUUUGCUCAUGGGCGCCAGCUUUGUGCCUUGGGGGCUAGAGAGAGUGUGUCUGAGGAAGGGCUGGGGCACUGAAGUAGUGGACACUCCCUCCCUCCCAGGCCCACGGUCAAGAGGGCAGGGCUGACCCCAGCGAACUCUGCAAGGAGACCCACCUUGAACACGUCUGAUCACCAAAGGGCCUCAGAUGCCCGUCUAGGCUGGUCCGGCUGGGCCCACCUGCAACCGGGGGCAAGCAGCUGGGCCAAGCGGUGUUGGAAUCUGGCAGCGACAUGGAUGUGGAUGGGCCAGGAAGAGUCCCGGCGGCCUGGCUGCAGAGCGAUGAAUAAUGGUCCUGAGAGAAGGUGGACCUGCCCUUGGGCUCCUGGAGUGGCUGUUGAGAGGAGAAGAGAGAGCCAGACAGACCAAGACAGCAAGCAAAUAAUAACGACCCGAUAUGCCGGGGAAACGACUGUGGUAGACGCAUACAACGGGAGAUUUUUUUUAGCCACGCAAAGGAACAAAGUCCUGCCACGUGCUACAACUUGGAGGAUGAACCCUGGAAACAUUAUGCUAAGUGAAAGAAGCCAGACACAAAAGACCACAUCCUGCGUUUAUGCUCCAAAAGCUGUUUGUGGCGACAGUUGCACAACCCUACCUCAGCUUCAUCUCCCUCAACAUCCACAACCCCUCGACAGGACGGCACAGAGGGCCUGCAGGGGGCUGGGUGCUGUGCCUUUGCGGGAUUUAACGGAGAGCAAAACAGACAUGGUCUCUGCCUCAGGGAGACAGCGAAGGAAUGAGAAAACAGCCGGACACAAACCGCUGAAUGAACCCGGGUUGGAGGCCUCUAGCUCCCACCCAUUGGGAGUGCUGGCCUAUCACUCCCACAUUCCCAACAAGCCAUCAGCCUUUCUUCUUCCAAAAGGCAAUUGAUGACAGAGAUCGGGUACCGUCUCCAGCUGUCUCCUUCCUGGACUUCCUUUCUGCCUUUUCUCCUGGGAGCCCUGUUUCCAGACCCCUGUCUGCACCCUGCCCUUUGAGCAGCCUCAGGUUCAUUACCUGUGUCCCAUUGUUGAGCAGUGACCUCAGCGGGUCACCACGGGGCCUCUCUCUUAGGGACGUAGGCCAGAGCCCGCCUUCCCCUCCCGCUCCUGCACCGCUGAGCUCCCUGAGCGGCAGGCAGGGCCUCCCACGGAGCCGCG
Messenger RNA from Balaenoptera musculus (blue whale), 1321 nucleotides. RefSeq lists its product as uncharacterized. Bases 414 to 1052 code for a protein of 212 amino acids. Lineage: Eukaryota; Metazoa; Chordata; Mammalia; Artiodactyla; Balaenopteridae. The record is from RefSeq and is a predicted model, not a curated record. The transcript is spliced from 4 exons.